AUGGCCAACGGCUCGGGGCUCAGCGUCACCGAACUCGCCGGCUCAGUGGGGUUUAUCCUGGCGGUUCUCGUAGAGGUGGGGGCCGUGCUGGGCAACAGUACACUGCUCGUGGUGGUGCUGCGCACACCGGACCUGCAAGAUGCCUUCUACCUGGCGCACUUGUGCGUUGUGGACCUGCUGGCAGCCGCCUCUAUCAUGCCUCUGGGCCUGCUGGCCGCGCCGCCCGGGCUGGGCAGUGUGCCCCUGGACCCCUCGUCGUGUCGGGCGGCACGCUUCCUCUCGGCCGCUCUGCUCCCCGCAUGCACGCUCGGCGUGGCCGCUCUCGGCCUGGCGCGCUACCGCCUCAUAGUGCAUCCGCUGCGGCCAGGCGCGCGCCCGGCGCCGGCACUGGUGCUCACCGCGGUGUGGUCGGCGGCCGCGCUCCUGGGCGCGCUCUCCUUGCUUGGGCCACCACCCGCGCCACCUCCGGCUCCGGCUCGCUGCUCCGUCCUGGCCGGGGGACUCGGGCCCUUCCGGCCACUCUGGGCGAUGCUAGCUUUCGCGUUGCCCGCCCUCCUGCUACUGGCCGCUUACGGUAGCAUUUUCCUGGUGGCGCGGCGCGCCGCCCUCCGGCCUCCGCGCGGGACCCGGCUCCGCUCCGACUCUCUGGACAGUCGCCUCUCUUUCUUGCCGUCUCUCCGGCCACGUCUGCCCGGGGGCAAGGCGGCCCUGGCCCCAACCCUGGCCGUGGGCCAGUUUGCAGCUUGCUGGCUGCCUUAUGCCUGUGCGUGCUUGGCGCCCGCGGCGCGCGCCGCAGCGGCGGAGGCUGCUGUCACCUGGGUAGCCUACUCCGCCUUCGCGGCUCACCCCUUCCUCUAUGGCUUGCUGCAGCGUCCGGUGCGCCUGGCGCUGGGACGCCUUACCCGCAGAGCACUGCCUCGGGCCCCGAAAGCCUGCACACCGCAAGCCUGGGACCUGCGGACACUCCUUCAGCGCCUCCGAAAGGACCCUACCCUAGGCCCUUCGGAGGUUCCACAACAGACCCGAGAAUUGGCAGGACAGAGCCCAAAUGUGUCAGAGGCCACCUGA
Messenger RNA from Grammomys surdaster, 1068 nucleotides. It is a transcript of the gene Gpr62, whose product is annotated as G protein-coupled receptor 62. The transcript has a single exon. Bases 1 to 1068 code for a protein of 355 amino acids. Gene Ontology annotation, cellular component: endosome; plasma membrane; signaling receptor complex. Gene Ontology annotation, biological process: G protein-coupled receptor signaling pathway. Lineage: Eukaryota; Metazoa; Chordata; Mammalia; Rodentia; Muridae. The record is from RefSeq and is a predicted model, not a curated record. Gene Ontology annotation, molecular function: G protein-coupled receptor activity.